GGAAGUCGUCGCUGUGUCUGAGAUCUUCUACUAUUUAAAUGCUCGAGAUUCUUCUUACAUUGGCGCAGCGGACAUAUCACACUUCACCUAAGCAAAGAUUGUGUAUCUGAGCUGCCUGAUAUCAACCUUUUCCUGUCACUCUGGAUAACACACUUAACGCACAUACACACUUCACCAUGGAAAUCUCACGCUGUGGUCUGGGUAUACAAGAACCGAGUUUCCACUCCCCUACUGAUCUUCAGGGGAUCCAGGAGGCCUUUUAUGCCCAGGGAAUCGUCUUCCUUGAAGGGUUUGACGAAGAUUCCCUAAGACUGCUAGCAACGCAACUGGGGGAUAUUGUCCAACCCCGAAAUGAGAAGACCAGCGGGGCUGGCAUCAGCAACAUUCGAUAUGAACCUUCGCUGUCCGGGAAAGGUUAUAGUUCUGAGGAGUUAUACUUCCACACCGAUCGCAGUGGGUGGGAGUGUCCCCCACGCAUUCUGAUGUCCACUCUCAAGAGUAGGUCAACAACUGGUGGAGAGUCCCUCCUAGUAGAUGGCUUGGAAGUCCUCAACACCAUCAAGAAACAAAAUGGCGCACUUUACAACCUGAUAACAAGCCCAGAGCACUCUAGUUUUCGUUCGGAGGACGGAGUGUUCGUGCCACGGCCUAUAUUUGAGGAAAGCUCAGGCAUGUUUCGCUUUCGGUUCGAUGAUAAUAUCCAACUAUCAGCUUCCUUGGUUCUUCGCUUCCCUCAAUUUCUUGAGGUCAUUUACCGUAAUGCCUAUGCCAUUUCUUUGGAGCCAGGACAGGGAUACCUGCUAGACAAUCACAGAUUCCUGCACGGUCGAACUGCAUUCCAUGGCUCUCGGGAACUACUGAGAGUCCUCGUCAACCCCCCACUUCCGCAAUCAGUUGUCACCAUCCUGUUUGACAUUGACGGGACACUCUGUCGUUCUGAUGCAAUGAGCAUUGAUGCCUAUUAUUCCUGCAUCAGUGACGUUGUUGGAAAACCAAUCACUCAUGAGAACACCAGUGUGAAUCUACACGGAAGAACAGACUUGGGACUUCUUCAGGACAUUCUUGAUUACCACGGAGUGAGAUCAAAGGAUCUGGUUACGAAGCAAUUUCUUCAGCUUCACCCGCAAUACCUUCAGAAAUCCUGGGAAAAGGGCCUUGCAUCAGUCCCGUGUGCUGGAGUCAAGGAGACCUUGGAGUGGCUGAUGGCUAAGAAACCAAACCCUGAUUAUCCAACCCCACGAGUUGGCCUCUUGACAGGCAAUUCGCGUCCCAAUGCACUGCUCAAACUCCGGGCAGCAGGUAUAGAUCCAUCCAUUUUUGACCUUGGCAUUUCCUCCUUUGGGGAUACUCACAUCGAUCGCAUAUCCCUCAUCCACGAUUCGAUGGCCAAAUUACGUGCCCGGGACGGCUCUGACCUCCAUGCAAGCAAGGUUAUCAUCGUUGGAGAUACUCCAUUGGAUAUCGAGUGCGCUAAGCAAGCUGGCUGCGCUGUCGUUGCCGUGGCCAGUGGGAACUACAACAUGGAUGAUCUUUCCAUUCUGGACCCAGACCAUGCUUGCAUCCAAAUCAGUGAAUCCAAAGCCUUCCUUGACUCCCAUCUAGGCGUUUCAGCACCCAUGGUCGGUGGUUGAAUGGGGAUUUUAACAUUCAUUGGGGACGAGUGUCGAGCCAUUCAGGCUGCACAAAGGCACGAGAAGAAGAAGAAGAAGUAAGGGAAAAAACCUGAAAAAAAAAACCUGAAAAAGAAAAAAAGACAAAAAAAAAUUCUUCCAACAGCACACAUGAGUAUUAUUAUUAUUCUUCUUAUUAUUAUUAUUAGAGGGUUCUUCACUAGGAGUGAUGUCUCUCUCUCUCUCUCUUUUUUUUUUUUUUUUUUUUUU
Messenger RNA from Aspergillus ochraceoroseus IBT 24754, 1880 nucleotides. RefSeq lists its product as uncharacterized. Gene Ontology annotation, biological process: carnitine biosynthetic process. The transcript is spliced from 3 exons. Bases 177 to 1631 code for a protein of 484 amino acids. The record is from RefSeq and is a predicted model, not a curated record. Gene Ontology annotation, cellular component: mitochondrion. Lineage: Eukaryota; Fungi; Ascomycota; Eurotiomycetes; Eurotiales; Aspergillaceae. Gene Ontology annotation, molecular function: oxidoreductase activity.